AUGACCAAGACCAUCCGUUCAAUAUGCAUAGACAAAAGGAUACCUGAUUCGUGGAGACACGCUAUCAUAAUUCCCUUCCACAAGAAGUUAUCCGUCACGGACCCCAGAAAUCAUCGAAGAAUCUCUUUGCUGCGUGUUACGUACAGGGUAUUGGAGCGCAUUAUCCUGGACCGACUCAUUAAAUAUCGCGAAGAAACUACGCGCGACGAGCAAGCUGGCUUUCCUCCUGGCCGAUCUACGAUUGACAAGGUGUUCAUCGUCAGGGUUCCCUUGACUGAUUUCGAGUAUGCCGAUGUUGUUAUAUUCGCGGAAAACUGUACGAAAAUUCAACAUGUUGUCAACCUUGUAUCGAAGUUGACCGCAGCCUAUGGAAUACGUCUACGCCCUGAUAAAUGCAAACAGAUGUGGAUCUCUUCGAGACCUCGAACGGGAAUCAGGGUGGAAAAACAACCAAUAGUACUCGUCGAUGAGUUCUGUUAUCUGGGCUGUACGCUGAAGAACAACGGCAACUACGAGAGAGAUAUUCAGCAAAGAUACGCUAAAGCCACUUCUGCAUUUAACUCCUUAACGGAAUGCCUGUGGUCGACCCCCAUCACCAACGAAGUCAAGCUGCGAGUCUACCUAUCCGCAAUUCGCCCUAUCAUGAUGUACGGAUCGGAGACUUGGGCAGCACCAUCAACGGUUAUGGAGAAGCUUGAUUGCACGGAACGAAGGCUGCUUAGAUGGUUACUUGGCUACUUUUGGCCUAGGGUAUGUCACAAUGAAGAUCUUUACGCAGAAAUUGAUGUGGUAUAA
Necator americanus (New World hookworm) is the source of this 795-nucleotide messenger RNA. RefSeq lists its product as uncharacterized. NCBI's taxonomy places the organism in Eukaryota, Metazoa, Nematoda, Chromadorea, Rhabditida, Ancylostomatidae. The transcript has a single exon. Bases 1 to 795 code for a protein of 264 amino acids. The record is from RefSeq and is a predicted model, not a curated record.